AUACAUACACAGGCCGGGCCCCGGGAAGAACCAGGCCGAGCCCGAGCGGCAGCUUCAAACAGAGAGAGAGAGAGAGAGAGAAAAUCUCCUUCACUUCCCCUUUCCCUACCCGGCCAUUUCGCCCGUCUGACAAUGGCAGCUCCAAAACCGCGGAGUUAAAAAUCUGCCCCAUCUCCCUCCUCCCUCCGCCCCUUCCCCAUUAAACUGCGAGCGGCCUGGACAUCCUCCCCUCCCUCCUCCUCCUCCUCCUGGAUUAAUUCAGUCUGUGAAUACCCAUCAAGCUGAGCCUCACUGGCUCUGACUAUAAUGGAACAACCUGCAGGCUCAACAGGAGAGAGGGAAAGUUGAGGAUGCGGGGGCAACACGAUGGAUCUCUCCUUCACAUUCAUGAAAGGUAUCAUGGGAAACACGAUUCAACUGCCGCAACAACUUAUUGAUUCAGCCAAUAUGAGGCAGGUUCCUGAUGUUCUGAAUGCCAGCAGUGGCAUUAGGGAAGACAGAGGGCAAUCCUAUGAGGCUUCCCUACAGCAAGGGUUUAUCUUUCCUGCUUCUGGUGCUGAUACAGUCCCACCAGUCACCAAUGGCUACUCAAGUGUUAACAUGUAUGAAACAACAAACAAAUGCCCAGCAUACUCUCAGCUCCCCAAUGGAUCUGCCAAUGGCUAUGGAACUUAUAGGAAUUUUGGUUCCACUGACUGUUAUACAGGGGGAAACUACUUGGUGAAACAGCCUGAGAUUCAGGAGAAAGCGCCGUCUCCACCUGUUCCUGAACCUGUCACCCCAAAGAAGACAGGCUCUCCAGAGAUUAAACUGCGUAUCACUAAAACCUACCAUAACGGGAAGGCACUAUUUGAGUCCUCACUCUGUGGGGAUCUCCUGAAUGAACAGCAGGCUCAGGCUGCUGAGUCCACAGUGGCCCGCAAACAAAAAAGGGAGAAAAAGAAAAGGAAUAAGCAUGAUUCUGCCAGCGCUGAGAGCCAGGAACAUAAAACUGUCAAGGUGGAGCCUGAAGAAUGCAAAAUAAUUUGUGGAAAUCCUGUUGUCCAGGUCCAUCGGUUACCAGUUUCUGGAAACCAGACUAUUGUUUCAACUUAUUACCAGAUUGGAGACUUAGUAUGGGCAAAGGUUGGCACUUAUCCCUGGUGGCCCUGCAUGGUGUCCUGCGAUCCAUUGCAACAAGUUCAUACCAAGAUCAACACAAGAGGUGCUCGAGAAUACCAUGUACAGUUCUUUGGGACGGUGCCAGAAAGAGCCUGGAUCCAUGAGAAGCGGGUGGCACCCUACAAGGGACGCUCACAGUACAGUGCCCUUGUUGCACAAACUGCCAAACAGGCCAGCAAUGCUGCAGAGAAACAAAAGAUUCUGAAGCCCAUAGCACAAAGAAUUCGUCCUCAGUGGGAUGUUGGCAUAACUCAAGUCGAAGAUGCAUUGAGAUUGACUCAGGAGGAAAGGAUAGCACAGUACACUUUCAUUUAUGUGGACGAAAAGCCUGAUGCAUCAGCAGAUACGACUGCAACAUCGUUAAAUGUCGAAGUAAAGAGAAGUAGACGACUUGGAACGUUGUCCAGUCCUCCAUGCGACCAGACAGUGGUGAAGCAGGCAACACUCGCGAUUCCCGCUGCCAGUAACGCAGGUCAGCGCACACACGAAAGGCAAGCAAAUAUCCAAGAGCCUCCCCCCAAAAUGACUUGGAGAACAGCCGCGGCUAGAAAAUCACUGCCGCCUUCCCUUGCAAACCUCAAGGGGAACCAGGCUGAGAAAAGAAAUGGUGGCAGCUCUGACUGUGAGGUGUUGCCAGUAAGAAAAAAUGAUCAGGUACUUAAAAUCGAGGAGAAGGAUGCCAAUGGAAAAAUGCCUAAUCAAUAUUUAAUUGCCUCUAAGAGGAAUACCACAAGGAAGGGAACGAGUAUUAAAGCAGAGCCAUCGCCAAAAGAAGUUAAUGAAGUUCUCAUCACACCGUUAAGCCUGCGGAGUGAGAAACGAGAAGCAGAAGUUCAUUCCUCUGUGCACGGAGAGGCUCAUCCGAUUUCAUCAGAAAGGAAACAGCAAAGAAGAUCAGUUAGAAGUCGCUCUGAAUCUGAGAAAUGUACUGAAGUUGUGCCAAAAAAGAAAAUGCGAAAAGAACAGAUGGAAACUAUUCCAACAACAUCAGAGAUUGGCCCACAGAUGGGUGCAUCAUUACCCCAUGCUCAUGGAACAGUGAGUUCAGCUCUGCCAGGUGCCAGUGAGCUUUCCGAUUCCUGCAAACCACUGAAAAAACGUAGUCGGGCUUCUACAGACGUGGAGAUGACAAGUCCAGGUUACAGGGAAAUGGCCGAUUCUGAUUCCAGAGGACUCCUGAGUGAGGUUGGCUUAGAGAAGAGAGCUGACAGCCCAGCAGUUCCUCCAGGUGCAGAUGUCUCCGAUGAAACAUCAAUGGAUUCAUGUUUGUCCAGACGUGGCAGUGGAACAUCAAAGAAAGAUAAUAUCUGCCAGAUCUGUGAGAAGCCUGGAGAAUCUCUUGUACCCUGUGAGGGAGAGUGUUGCAGAGUCUUUCACAUAGAGUGUCUAGGAUUGGCAGAGCUACCUAAUGGGAAGUUUACAUGUAUGGAAUGCACAACAGGAAAUCACACUUGUUUUUCUUGCAAGUUGUCUGGGAAGGUUGUGAAGAGGUGUUCAGUGAAUUCGUGUGGAAGAUUUUACCAUGAAUCCUGUUUGAGGAGUUAUUCUUCUGCCAUGUUUGAAGGAAAAGGUUUCCGUUGUCCUUUGCACUGCUGUUUGGCAUGCUUAGCAGAUAACUGUGAAAUGGCUAAAGCAACAAAAGGUCGCAUGCUGCGCUGUUUGCGGUGUCCUGUGGCUUAUCACACGGGGGAGAGCUGUAUUGCAGCUGGCAGCCUUGUCCUUUCAACUCACAGCAUCAUCUGCAAUAACCAUUCCAGCUUGAAGAAGGGCAGUCGUGCGUCUCUCCAAGUAAAUGUAAGCUGGUGCUUUAUCUGUGCUAGAGGGGUGAUUGAGCAAGACCAAUCCGAAACCCUUAUCAGUUCUUAUACAUAUAAGUCGCACUACCUCCUGAGCGAGUCAAAUCGUUCGGCUGAGUUGUUGAAAAAACCUAUGAUUCCUCCCUCACCGUCAACUACAGUAAAGAAAUGUGGGAAAGGUGGCCGCCUGUUGUGCUGUGAAUCCUGUCCCGCAUCCUUCCACCCUGAAUGCUUAACAAUUGAUAUGCCAGAAGGGAACUGGUAUUGCAAUGAUUGUAAAGCUGGCAAGAAAUCACGCUACAAGGAAAUCGUCUGGGUCAAACUGGGCAUCUACAGGUGGUGGCCAGCAGAGGUUUGUAAUCCCAAAUCUGUGCCACUUAACAUUCAAGCAAUGAAGCACCAUAUAGGAGAAUUCCCUGUGCGUUUCUUUGGAUCGAAUGAUUACUAUUGGGUGCAUCAGGGCAGAGUCUUUCCUUACUUAGAAGGAGACAAGGGCAACGUGUCCGACGGGCGUGCUGGUGGUAUUAAUGAGAUUUUCAAAAAAGCACUGGAAGAAGCUGCUAAACGAUUCCAAGAGCUAAAGUUAUUGAAAGAGAGCAAGGAAGCACUAGAAAAUGAACGCAACGAAAGAAAGCCGCCAGCAUAUAGAUUCAUUAAAACAAACAAACCAAUUGGGAAAGUACAGAUCCGUGUUGCUGACUUGUCAGAAAUCCCAAGGUGCAACUGUAAGCCCACUGAUGAAAACCCUUGUGGACUAGAUUCAGAAUGUCUGAACCGAAUCCUGAUGUACGAGUGCCACCCGAUUGUCUGUCCAGCUGGAGAAAGGUGCCAGAACCAGUGCUUCACCAAACGCCUAUACCCUGAGACAGAGCUUGUGAGAACAGAAGCACGUGGCUGGGGCCUCUGUACUAAAGUGGACAUUAAAAAGGGUCAAUUUGUGACUGAGUAUGUUGGUGAAUUAAUUGAUGAAGAAGAAUGCAGAAACCGCAUAAAACAUGCUCACGAAAGCAACGUUACCAAUUUCUAUUUAUUGACUUUAACCAAGGAUCGGAUCAUUGACGCUGGGCCCAAAGGCAAUUACUCCCGCUUCAUGAACCAUAGUUGUAAUCCAAACUGUGAGACGCAGAAAUGGAUGGUGAACGGUGAUACGCGUGUUGGGCUCUUUGCACUUUGUGACAUACGAGCAGGAUCUGAACUAACCUUCAAUUAUAACUUGGAUUGUUUGGGCAAUGGAAAGACAGUAUGUAAGUGUGGAGCUCCCAACUGCAGUGGGUAUCUGGGUGUGCGUCCAAAGACUGCUGCUGCAACAGCAAAUGAAGAAAAGGCAAAAAAUGCGAAGAAGAAGAUGAAGAAACGUAAAACCAAAAUAGAUGUCAGAAAAAUGCAUGAGGACUAUUGCUACCGCUGCUGUGAUGGAGGCGAGCUGGUGAUGUGUGAUAAGAAGGAUUGCCCCAAAGCAUAUCAUCUCUCGUGCCUAAAUUUGACCAAACCACCAUUUGGGAAAUGGGAAUGCCCUUGGCACCACUGCGACGAGUGUGGUAAAUCAUCCACCUCCUUCUGCGAUUUCUGCCCAAACUCCUACUGCAAGGAGCACCAGAAGGGAGCCUUGACUGCUUCAGCGCUAGACGGCCGCCUCUGCUGCUCUGAGCACGACCCAAACUGCCCGACAGAAUUUGAUUCAUCGUCCUCUGUCAGCCUUCAGAACAAUUCAGCAGCUGAGGACACCGGUGAAGAAACCACCGAGUGAAUGCUUCCAAAUGGAGAUGUCAUGGACUUGCAGUACUUAUCAGGGCAACCUUUAGUGUUCUGCUAUAAAGGGCUCUGGGGAUUGUACAUAAUGCAGAGUGGAAAACUCAGAUUCCGAGGGAGUAAGUAAAGAUGACCAAAAGAUUGUUUUGAUUUUUUUUUUGUUUUGGACGCCUCAAGGUGACAAUUGUCCUUGAAGAAUUAUUGUAACGACAGGAAACAGUGCUCAUUUUUGUCUUUCUCUAAAUUGUUCGUGUUUAGUGGUAUUUGUGUCCGAUUCUUGAUGUCAGAAGAAAAACUUGCCCUUAUCCACUAAAAACCAAAAUCUAAGGAUAAUGCUAUGUAGCUUGUUUGAUUCAUGUUUAAAUUAAAAUUAAUAGUUGUGGGUAGGGGAGGGUGUGGGGGUAGAAAAGAAUGGACAAUAUAAGAAUUUGUUUGGGUGGUCAAAAUGGGAAAUCUGACACCCAACAUCCCCCACCUGCCCCCAGUCUAAAGAUGGAAAGUGGAUUAUGUACAGCACUUUGUUAAUUUUGAAGAACCUUGCAGUGGACCACCAGGAUCUGCUAAUACCAGGAGCAGGAAAAUAAAACCCACGUUAGAAGCAAUCGUAAACUGCCAGAUGAACAGUUCUUGAGCCUCAAGCUUUGACAGGGCAAGGAAGAGAAUAUGAAAGGGUUUAAAUCCCAGCACAGUAUACAGGUAUGAAGCCUAACAGUAGCUGGUAGUGUCAUGUUUUCUUUGAGGUUCAGAUAAUGCAAAUAGCCCCAGCUAUGACCUUUGUGGCUUCGGAUGUCAUCUGAUAUUCAAGUGUGGAAUGUAUUUCCCACAUUUUAAUUGUAAUUUUUAUUGAUAUUUACGGUCGUUUUUUCUCCAUGUAUGAGUGAGCAUUCUAAUUUGAGUUCUGCCUUUUCGGAGUUCAUAUUUUCUGUUAUCAGCACUACCAUUAUGGCUACGUUGAUGUGAUUUUAUUAUUUUUAUACAUUUAUAUGUAAAAAGCAAAAUUAUGAUCAAAAAAAUCAUGAUUUUUAAAAAAAACUGAAGUGUCAUCUUUACUCUUAACAGAGUGUUUUAUGGACAACUAAAAUGCUCUUACUGACUGAAAGUACUCCUAGAAUCAUAGAAUCAUAUGUGGCGCAGAGGAGGCCAUUUGGCCCAACACACCUGUGCCCGCUCUGAAAGAGCCACCCAAGUUUUCUUUUGCUCCUUCGUCACUGUUGAAUCUGCUUUCACCAUCCUUUCAGGCAAAUGCAUUCUUGAUCAUCAUAACUUGCUGUGCAAAAAAAAAUCUCCUCAUCUUCCCUCUUUCUUUUACCAGUUUGCCUGUAUGUUAAAUCUGUCUUGUGGUCACUGACUCCCCACCGCCUCCCCACAAUCCCCCACCAAUGCAAACAGUUUCUCACUCUGUACUUUACCAAAACCCCUCAUAAUUUUGAACAUUUCCAUUAAAUCUCGUCUUAACCUUAACUGUGAAUCUAUGAUUCUAUGCUGAAGUACCCUUGUAUAUAAUAAACAUUUAAAUAUGUCUGUAUAUUUAAAAUAACCUUAUACCUAUCAUGUUCUGAUACUAGAACUUCGGUAGAAUAAACUUGUGAUAUUUGUUUUUCAGCGUUAUUCACGCAUUGUAUUUAAUGGCAAAAAAAAACUUCCUCAUCCAUCACAUGUCUACGUGUUGCAAAUUCAGGGUAUCUGUUGAAAAAUGUCUCGGUAAAACUGCCAAGUUUCCUCAGUUGCUUGAACUGAAUUCUAUCAUCUUUUUCACUCAUUUGCUUUCCUACUUUGAAUUUUCUUCCAGUGGCUCAUGGCUGAGCUGUGACUAUUGAGUACUAUCUACCUUCGGAGACUCCCUCCCUGACUGUUAGCUGUGUCAAUCCCUUCUAAAACCAGCAACAACAAAAAGAGUAACUGUCUAUUGGCAGAUGUGUACAGGAUUGUGAACCUAAAAUUGGCCAAUUUUACAAAUGCAUCUUUUGGUUGAGAACAUUGGAUUUCCAUGUUCCAUCUUUGCUUAGUGUGGUCUUUGUGCACCAAUGUGUAUAGAUAUUAGAUAAAAUGGCAGCUGAUGGGAGAUAGAUGAGGAAGGGGGAAUCUUCCUCUGGUUCCAAACUGCAGGUCUCUCCAUUCCCAAAAUUGUCUGGAACCGCAUCUGUCUCUUGCAUUCCAUUCGCAAUCAACCUCCAAUUUAAGUACGUUACUGUCUUCAGUUCCGAGUGGGACUUGAAAAUAAGUGAAAUGUGUAAUAAAAACAGAAAAUGCUGGAAAAACUCAGCAGGUCUGUGAAGAGAGAAGCAGAGAUAAUGUUGAGUUCGUAUGACUCUUCUUCAGAAGUGAAGUGUGUGUCCAGUCUACUUGGAUAGAUGGACAAUGUUGAGAUUUUUGCAGUGGGUAGUGAUGUCACUCCGUCUCAGUUUUUGUAGGAUUUUCGUUACUACCAAGGGGAGAUUUCCACUUGCCAUAGUCAGUGCACAAACUAUGCUGGAAGGAAAUGUAAGAUGCUUAUUGAAGUGGCUUUCUCUCCUCCUUCACCUGAUUGCUUUUGCCCAAACCAAUUUUGUUUCUUUUGCUGCAUUCUGUUUGUGAGAUUACUUUAGACUCCUCCCAGAUUUAUCAGUUUUACAUUUCAACUUCCAUUAUCUGUUUGUGCUUUCUCAACAAAAAUUUUUACAUGAAACUAUGUUCAUUUUGAAUGAGAUUUUUAAUUUAAUCAUGUAUCUUUCCCCCUUUCUGUCUCUCCCACUGAGUCUGGGAUCAUACUCAAGUGGGAGAACAGCUGGAAGUCUCAAGUUUCUUUUUAAAUCAAGUCCGUGGAAGGAACAUGUGAAAGUGUCUUGUUCUAGCUGGAUUGUUGCACUAAGUUAUUCCUGGGGAUAGAUAUGGUUACUGUGUGUCUCCUGCUCCCGCUUUGCCCUGUUCAAUAAAUCACCUACUACCCAUGCUUAGACUUGUUGGUAUUAUAGACGAGAGUUUGAGUAAUACAUCACCUUGCCAAAUCCAUGGGAAGACUGAAGAAAGCACAGCUACUUCUCAUCUAGGGUGACCUCAUAGGCAGACCACAAUGAAUAAGGAUAGAUGUCUUAGACAUGUAAAAAUUGAUCUUUGAGUCACCGCAGCUCCAGUGACCACUGCUCAGCAGUCCUAAGUAAGGGCUGUAGGUCUGAUUGACACCUGCACACCCCCACCCCAACCACCUGUUUUCCACAAAUGCAUGCAAAACUGCUGGCCAUGUCCUCCUUUUGGGUUUUUGUUUCAUAAUUGGACAACUUGACUCAUUUCUCCCAGAAAAUAGCUCACAGCACUGACCUAGGAACUAUAACUACCUUCUGUGUAUCUCUGCUGAGACUUUUCAUUUUGUUGUGCAAUUGUAACAAGAAAUACACUACAUGGUGACUGUGGUUGUGCAAUGUGCCACCAGUCCAGCAAGCUAACUCAGUUUGUCUACCUGCAUGGUGAUCCUUUUCCCUUCUGCAGUCAGAGUUAGCAUUUUAAUAAUAGUUUUAUAAAUUGGUUGAAACCCAUAUGCACGCAGUCUUUUUUUUGACACAAAGGGUCUUUGAGCAUUGUGCAUGUCCAUUGGAGCAGCGGUUUUAAAAUGACAGGAAUGUAGUCAUUCAUGUCAGCCAAGCUUUCAUGGGCAGUACAGGGAGACUGGGGUGGAGGGAGGUGCAAGCACUGACUUUUAACUUAGCUGGUGGUCAGAACUAAGCCUCAAAAUCGGGCAGGGAAAACACUUCCCCCCCUCCACCAUGCACCCACCGUUCCAGCCUUUGCUGCCCUACUCAGCAGUUUGUUGAACAAGAAGUGUUAAGAUGAAGCAUAUUUUGCAGAGGAGAGAAGGGUGUAAUAAAGGUUCCUCGAUUUCCACAAAUAUCAUUUGAAAACUGAGCUUUAACAUGGCAUGCAUGGGCUAGUGAGCUGGUGGUAUAUCAGUUAAGUUGAUCCUUUAUCCUUGACCCAUUGCUCACCUUUGGCUUAAAACUCAGUGUGUUAGUUUGAAAAUGUGCUGUCAACUGUGACUUAAUGGUUGGAUUGUAUGUCAUGUGGCACUAACUUUCUCUUUUUUUGGUAUAUUUUGACUGUUGUUGACUGGUAUGGGUUUAUGUCAAUAGGAUGUAAAAAAAAAAAUUAAUAUAGAAAUUCACAUGAUGCUUUGUGUUUCCUCGAUGUCCUAGUUUGUGAACUGCCAACUUGUGAUCCAACACAGGUGGGGGGAGGAGAGAGGAGUAUUUCCAAGAAUGUUGAAGCUUAGUCUUUUAAUUGACAAUGGCUUGUAUCAUCGAUGUGUUGUCCUUAAUAAAUGAAAAUAUAUUGAAAACAUCUGGCAAAGGAUUGCGCAUGGCUUGUGGGAUGCAUUUACAGUGGAAGGAUGAGGAAUCUUUGAACAGAGUAUUUACUGUGAUAAGUCUGGGAUAUGCCAGAUAGGAAGUUUAUGAUCGAAAAAAAAUCUCUGCAAUUCAUCCGUUUAAAUAGAUAGGAAUUUGUAUUGCCUUUUGGGGUGCUAAAUCAGGGGUGCUAUAUAUAAAUGUUAUUGGGUGAUAGGAAAAAGCAAAGCAUGCAAAUGAGUCCCAGGCUAAUUGUUCUCAGGAUAGCAGGUUCUUAAGCUUAACUCUUCCCAUUUCUGUGAGAUUGCCUGCAUUGAUUUUUGAAUCUACAUGUGUUUGCUUGACACCACUGAAGAUUUCCUAAAUGAAGAAAAGAGUUUUUGAAAACAGGAGGCCUGAUUGGGAGUCUCAAGGCAGGCAGAAAAUGUGACAUGCCUUUGUGCUUUCAGCACUUUAUGCUAGUUUAUAAAAAAAAAAUUCCCUCUGGUUGGAAGGCCAUGCUCCAAAUACAAUUGCAGAAUGCUUAUUGCUCACAACAUUUUAAAAUGUUAAGGGAUGAUUGUGAAUCCAAUGGGAAGGGUCUGGACCACUUCGAGGAGGAAAAUUGAAACAUUAAUUGCACCCAAGAAGGAUGUUCUAAGCCAUGUUUUGUUAAGAGUAUUGGUUUCAAUAUUUGAAUAUUAAUUGUAUUUCCCCCCAUAUCCUGCUAGUUUUAGUUCAGUUGCUUCGCAUCACCUGAUGGAAAAGGGUGUCUUAUCAUUGUUCUAGAUUGUAAUGCUGAAUACCAGUUGGUCAGUGGGAGGAGCGUUUUAUUAAUUAAAUGUUAGUCUUUUAUUGUAUAAUAAUCAUGUAAAUAUGUGAAACAUGUGAACAGGGUUUGAACCUAUAAAGCGUUCCAUUCUGUACAGAAAGGCGGAUGUCUCGAAGUUUGUUUACUCUUCCGGGGCCCUGGCCUGUUAUCCCUUAUCCUAUAACAUUCUUUGGUUGGAGAAGCAUAGUCACUCUAAUUAAGAAUGUGUGAUUGGUCUCAAGAUUUUUAUAUCUAGAUAGAAUUUAGUCAUCAGCAGAUUUGAACACAAUAACUGAAACAUUAAAUGUAUAAAGUUUGAAAGCCUAGGAUUCAGGUAAAACAGUUGAAACUACUUAUUGUGAGAACUACAAAGAAAAAGACAGAAAUUUGGGGGCAAGUUUAGCAAUUCAAUCUUUGUUAGAAAGGGGAACAUGUUAUACAUGUACAGCAUUGCUUUAACUUAUUUGUGUUCUUUUGAGAUUUUCUUCAAGCACAAUGUCAAUGAGUCUUAUUAAACUAUGACGCUGUGUGAUACUAUGAAAGGACAUGGGUCCUGGUCACAUUAAGGUGGAAGAGAAGGGAUUGAGGGAAACAAAAUGGUGAACUCUGACAUCUCAUCUAUUUCUACAAGAUAUUGCACAUUGGAUAAUGAGGUACUACAAGAUUGGGUUAUUCAGGUUUGACCAAGCAAGAGUGAUAGCCGUUCCAGGAACAAUCAGUUGAAGUGGUUAUCCUGUCUUGUCUUGCAUUGCUCUUGGCUGGUUGCAGUUCUGGAAAAGGAUGCCAUUUAUCAUGUGUUUACAAGAGAAGCAAAGAGAGUUAUGACUUUGGGAAAGGGCAGAUUGUUAUUGGGUGCAAGGGCCAUCCUCACAGUAACAAUCAGGCAUGGCUUGUUGCUUGGGUUAGAAGUCAGUGCAAGAGAGCAGGCUUUGCAGUGGAUCUCUGAUUUUUUUGGUGAAGUCAGUGAGAAUGAUGACUUUGUGCAGUCUUCACCAAUCCUGUAUGAUGAUGAUGCUUCGUCAACUGUUGCUCUGUUUUCAAAGCAUGAUCUAAUCAUUGAGCCACCAAAAAGGUACAGGUGAGUGUUGUUUGUGGGGAAUGUAAAUCUCAUCUGCCAGUUUUCAGAAUUGUUUUUGAAGAUUCGAAACUGAGGGGAGGAGAUUAAUGAACAAAAUGCCAUGAAAUAAAGCACUUUGCGAUCAGUAUAUGGACUUGUUUUAAAUGAAAGUUCACACUUUGAAAACUAAACAAUGAAAUCAUAAGAGUAUGAAGUUGUUUUGAUAGGAUGUUUCUCUGGUCAGGCAGGCUAUACAUGCUGUAGGAGUAGAGGCCUCAGGUACAAAGUCCAGAGUGCACUUGCAGGCUCUUGUUGUAGUCUCAUUUGGGAUGUGAGAUCGCCAGCUCCAGUGUCCAUUUCUAGAUAGGCGUAUACUGUGACGGCCCUUUGCCAGUUCUUCAAAUGUUUGGAGAGAGGCCAGACUUCAAGGGCUAAUGGGCAUGUUGACAGAAGUGUCUGAGGGAAGUUCUCAUGGGAGGGGUGGCCCAACUUAAGUGCUGCCAGAAUCUCACUUGCCGUGAUCCUUAAGCCAUUGGCCCUCCAGCAUCACAGUCUGACUCCAGAAUCAGGCAGCAACGCCUAUGUGGCUAUUCAAUGAUGCUGACAAUGUGGUACAAAUAGGCCCUCAGUUUUAGACAUUUGGAUUAGUCCUGACAGAGCAAGGGGUUUUUGUGUCCUUUUUUUUUAAAAAGCAUCUAAAAGGUUCAGAAAACAUAUUGCACUUAAAGCUUGCUUCUUUUGGAUGCUGUAAAGCUGCAUUUGCGAGAGAAAAUGCAUUAAAAUCCAACUUAAAGGGUGUUGAUUAAUAAGAAUCAUCACUGGUACUAAACAGUUGCUCUCCUUUUACCUGGCUUCACACAAAGUGUCUAAAAUAUUUUUUAUUACUUGAAAGUUCUGUAUUAUUUCACAGUUAUAUUUGUUUUUGUAAUUUUAUUUAUAGGUAGACAGUGCUGCAGUAUAUUUUUGUAACGCCAUGGAAUGUUGACUAAUUGCAAGUCAAUAUAGCUCAUUAUCAGGUCAUGAAGUGUUUCUUGCAAAUAUUAUGUACAAUAGGAUAAAGUUGCACAGCAAUCAAAAACAGAUUCUUUUUGUAUUUCCCAUUUAUUUAAAAUAUGACAUUCAUGCAGCUUGUUAUUGCUGAGCAUGUUUCCUUUUUGGAGAAAAUCUAACUGCUUUGUAAACAAAGACAGGAUUUGGGGAUUCACAAUGCUGACAACACACAAACACUAACUUCCCUUAUCGAACCACUUGGGGUGUAUUGUUGCAAAGAUGACCUGUUGCUGUUCAGAGUUUGCGGAAUGCUGCUCUUAAACCUUGUCAUUUCCACAUGUAAUUGCACAGAGUGUGAAAACUUGCAGCUUUACUGAAUGUACAUGGACAUCGCCCCUCUCCUCACUAAUUGGACUGCUUGUAAUCUAGCCUGUGACUGUAUUCUAUGUGUUUGAAUGUAGGAUUGUUUAAAUUCUUUUUGUAUAUGAUUAGUCACUGAGAUGGCUCUUUUUCUUAAAGAAAAUUUUAUUUCAGAUUAAAGUUGGAAUUUUGCCAUGGUUUGCUUUCAUGAAAGGUUCAUUCUGAAGAUUUGUAAUGACAUUCCAUUGAUCUGAAAGGGAAAAAAAUUCAGACUUGCUUGAUUUUAAUUUCAAUAAACAGUUCUCAGUGUUCAAA
Messenger RNA from Carcharodon carcharias (great white shark), 12531 nucleotides. RefSeq names its product nuclear receptor binding SET domain protein 3 (gene nsd3). Lineage: Eukaryota; Metazoa; Chordata; Chondrichthyes; Lamniformes; Lamnidae. Bases 367 to 4704 code for a protein of 1445 amino acids. The record is from RefSeq and is a predicted model, not a curated record. Gene Ontology annotation, molecular function: protein binding; histone H3K36 methyltransferase activity. Gene Ontology annotation, cellular component: nucleus; chromatin. Gene Ontology annotation, biological process: regulation of DNA-templated transcription. The transcript is spliced from 23 exons.